AUGGUAGAAAGACAUCGGUGUUUUACGUGUUCGUUAGACACUUCGAAAAAAGUGUAUAUAUUUGGCAAAUCUUCAAUAGAUUUUGGUGAUAUCAUAAGAUCAUGCCUUGGUGUUGAUGUACAUAGUUAUUCUGCACAACCUGGCUUGUUUAUUUGCAAACCCUUUUGCUACAAGAAACUUAUAAAAUUUCAGCGUGCUUCUGAUCAUUUGGAAGAAGUUAGAAAGGAAAUACUAGAAUCGUUUCAGAACAGAGAACAGCCGAGAAUUAAGCAACAAAUCGUAGAGGACGCUGAUAAUUGUGAUGAAAACCAAACAGUUCUCAAUCGCGUGGCAAAAUCACUAAAAUUUGGAAACACCUCUGCAAUUUCUCCGCGAAGCUGCUUGGGUUUAUUCAACUCACCGACUAUUCCUAUUGGGAAUGAGUUGCCGCAUAUUAUAACAGCACCAAAACAUCUCACUUCGACCCCUAUUUCUGAAGGAAAUAUUUCUCGGGAACUUGCAGAUUCGCCAACUGUUAAGUUGUCAGUGCGAUACCCCAGCAAAACCCUCAACAAGACACUUUGCAAGAGUUUAAAGUCGAUUGGAAAGACCUUGGCACAUGGUAAUCCAUCACAAAUCGCAAAUGCUGUGAUGAACUGCCCAACUGUUAAAGAAUAUGUACUCAAAAAAACGCUGUCACUUCUGAACAAAGAAGUCAUAAGUUUGUGCUCUAAGAAUAGCCCUUCAAUGUUGAGAAAAACGAGUAAAGCGGAUUUGGAAAAGUUCGAUUUGGAGCUUCUAUGUAAUGAGUGGAGGGAAAAGGCGCCUUUAUUUUACUCCUUCCUCAUGACUGUUUCUGCGAAUAAGAGGACCAAAGGGAGUCUGUGGUUCGGCAGUGUUGCUAUAGCGGGAUCUGUACUACUCAAACAGAAGAAUGAGAAAAUGAAUGCUACAGCUGCAGUUCUUGGAAUUGUCAUGAAAAGCAAAUCAGUCGAAGUAAGUUUACAAGUUAUGUAGCAACACAACUGAGCUUUAUUUAUGAGCAAUUCGUUUAAUAUUCUUCAGAUUUACUCAGGAAAUGUAAUCUAUUGAUCUUAAGGUUUAAUUGAUAUAAUGUUUAACUUAAACAAUAUAUUGGAACCGUUAGUUUACUGUAUUCUGUAAGCCAUGUAUUAUUGUAUAUUGAUUACGUAUUACUUUUUUUAUUCAUUUUACAACAAAAAAAUUUAAGGCUCAGCCACAGACAAAAGGAGUACAUGAAAAAUAGAGUUCCCAAUCAAGUCCUGCCUGACUCACCUGACACGAAUACCCUGAACUACAUUGUAUCACUAUGACCUCAACAAAUAUACAUAAAAUCUGUUUAGUGGUCUUAUAUUUAAUUAGAAUAAAUAAAUCAUUUUAUACCUGCAUAGCAAUAUUUAAGUGAAGGGUUUUCCCUGAGGGGGUUUCCCUCUUUAAGAAUCGCAAAUCGAUAUUACUUGGCAAAACGUUUAUGUCCUUGUCUAUGAUGGGUUUAUGAAUUAUGUGACAAAUAUUCAUUAUGUAUUGCAUAUGCGUUGAAUCACUGUGGUUGAAUUUUCGAAUUUGUAGCACAUUUUGAAUUUAUUUCUUUAGACUUUACUGAAAAUAGAUUUCGAUAUCUUUGAAAGUUGAAAUAGACAAGCGUGUAACGCCUCUAAACUACAGCGCAGCACUACAAAAAAUAAUUUUUUUAAGAAACCACAUCUCAUUUACUUCAUAGUUUACAUUCAUAAUAUUUGAAAUAUUAGGGGCUGGCCAUUAGAAAUCCCGGGAAAGGGGGAGGGAGGGGGGGGGGAUUCCCCAAAAAAAUUCGUGCAAAGAAAAAUGCCUGGAAAAAAUUCGUGCAGCCAUUACGUCAGAAAAAAAAUUCCUGCAAGCAAACAGCAAAGUACAAAUAGUCUUGAAAAAAAAUUCUUGCAGAGGUUAAAUGCAUUAAAAAAAAUCCUGCAGAGACAUGAGACUGAAAAAAAAAUUUGUGCUGCAAAAAUUUUAUUGCCACCCUCCCUGGAAUUCUAAUGGUCCGCCCCUUACUCUGUGUCAUUCUUUUUUGUUCUAAACAAUAAUUUGUAAUUUAUAUUCCAGUCCACAAUAUGCAGAUUAAAUAAGUUAAAGGUGACUAACUCAAACAGCAACAUAUUGGCAAAGCUAGAUCAUCUUGGGGAAAAUCAUGACGCUGUUCUUAUCAAAUCGAAAGAUCAAAUCACCCAUGACAACAAGGUUCUAUGUACGGUUGCAGAAACGUGUAAACAACUGUCCUUGACCCCUGGUAUUAAAAGAAAUGAAUUGUCUAUGGCAUUGCAAGAGAAGAGAGACCUGAAAAAAUCUGUUCAUCCUGGUUUUGUCAUAUCAUUUGACAAUAUUGACAUUCAUGUAAGCCGAAAGAAUAUGACAUUGAAGUCUCAAAAUAAGAACUUUCAUUGGGUAAAUCAUCAGUACAUUGAGAAUAGAGUUUCAGGUGAGGGCUACAUACAUGUCAGUGUCCACUGUCAUGUGUAAUCAUUGUUAAAUAAAGUCUCUAUUCUUUAGGUGCUUUUCUAGAUUCAGUCGGACCAAAGACACAUGUCAAAGAUAUACCUGUUAUAAAGUUUCUACCAUCAAUUGGUGACCAGCAGAAACAAAGGCACAAUUAUAUCAUUCUUACCUCUAGAAUACUGGUAGAUUAUUUUGAUGCUUUGGAACCCUUAGCUGAAGCAUGUGUCCAACACAUUCCGCAUAAAUAUACAGACGAAAUGUCGCAGAAAAAUAAAAAGGUUGUUUAUGAUUAUAAAAAAAUUAAUUUAUUGGGAGAACUGUAAUCUGGUAAUCUGAAAAUGUGAAUUGGAUGGCAACAGUCUUACGUCUUACCAUUAUAGAUGGAUUUUCUGGGGGGUGCAUGGGCUGACUGCACCCCCAAAAACAACAAUCCCUGGAAAACAUUUCACUGCCCAGAAAUUUAACUACAUUGGAUUAAAUGACUGUAGUGUGAAUCUUUGGCACCCCCACAGACAAAAUUUGAAAAUCUGGCUCUUACAUAUACUGUAAUUGCCUUAUAAAAAUUGUGAUAUGCAUAAUUGUGUUUUAUCAUCAUAUAUUAAUUACUUUGCAGGCACCAUUGGGCAUAAUAUUCAAGGAUGAGAAUGUCAAUCAGGACAUGCAUUCAAUACUGAAGCAGUUCCAUUCUUAUCUCCCUCGGAGAGCUGAUGACAAGGUGGAUAGCCAGAUAUUUUCUGGAGAUCAACUUACUGUAGAACGGGCAGUGAAUGUAAUUGCUUCUGUGGCCAAUGGAUUGUCAGAGCAUGAUCGCCUUGAGGGUAUGAACUUUCAAAUUGGAGACUGGCAUGCUGGUGUCAAAUUGUUGAGUGUAAGUGCUUCUAAUGUUGCAAAUGUUUCCAUUUGGAGCUGACUAACAUGUUCUGACAGUCUCAUUUAAUUAGUUAAUCCUACAUAUGAACGACAAAUAUCUUAGUUUGAAUAAUUAACUUACAGUUUAUACUAUUUAUCUUUUAGCUCAUUUUUGCUAGAUUCUUCUCUGGGAAAUCCAGCAAUGACAUUUCCACCAUGUUUGCAGAUCGCACUGUCAUAAAUCGCCGAAAUGUUACUGCAGAUGUAUCAUCAUCAUACAGACCAAACAGGGACUUUCUUAUGAUUGUGUUUCAGUCUAGAGUAAUCACAGCAGCUAUGGCAGCGUUAGGAAUGGAAAGCAAAGCAUCUUUACCAACAAAGAUCGAUUUUCCACCAAACUUGAAGGAAUUGUCAAAGUCAGAAAAACUGAAGUAUUUACACGAACUAUCAGCUAAAGUUGUAGACACAUUUGUUUUUAAGAGCAACUCCUCAAUUAAUUAUGUUAUUGGUAGUGUCCUGACACAAGAAGAGAGAGAUGCAUUGCAACAGCAGCAAUUGACACCAGAUGGUCGAUUCCCCUGUAGAUUUUCAGGAUGCGACAAAUCCUUUAAAUACAAUGGCAUGAGUCGAAAGAAACACGAGGCAUCACAUAACCCUCCUGUAAUGGCAGAAGAGCCUGCAAUCUCUGUAAGCCCAUGCAAACCACCACCUCCAUCUGGAGAAUCAAAAGAACCAGAUGAUGCAUACAACUACAACUGUGCUCUUCUUGCUGAUAGUUAUUUGUUUUUCAAUUUCCUUGAUGCCAUUAAAGAGGGUGAUGGGGCACGGCUAAUGAGGCAGUACAAGUAUUUUAUGCUUUUUUGCAAAGCAGACGGAUGCCAUAGCACAAAAUAUGCGCUAGAAUGCCUUUAUCAGUUCUUCCUCAUCCAUGGAGAGUUGUCACCGAGAGACAGUGAGCGAUUCAUUUGGAACAGGUCAAUCAACAAUCAUGGAAAGAAAGGUUACAACAUCCCACUCGAUGAAGCAACCGAGCAUAGUAAUAACUUUGUAAAGCAAGGUUAUUAA
Molecule: messenger RNA, 4386 nt
Organism: Paramuricea clavata
Lineage: Eukaryota; Metazoa; Cnidaria; Anthozoa; Malacalcyonacea; Plexauridae
Source: the annotation of a GenBank genome assembly